Molecule: messenger RNA, 6762 nt
Organism: Rhodotorula graminis WP1
Lineage: Eukaryota; Fungi; Basidiomycota; Microbotryomycetes; Sporidiobolales; Sporidiobolaceae
Exons: 8
Coding region: 100-6762 (2220 amino acids)
Source: RefSeq, a predicted model, not a curated record
GUCGUCGCGGGCGACAUCGACCACGGCGACGAGCCCGACAAGGCCGACGACGCGCCGCUCGACGACAUCACGAUCCUCGUCGAGUCGAGGCUCGCGACGAUGCGCAUCGAGCUGUUCAGCAUCUACCUGUGCCUCAUGGCCAUCUCGUCGCUCCGGUCGCUCCGCCCUGCGUCCGCCGUCGAUGCGCCCGAGCGCGAGGGCACGUCGUCCUCCUCCGCCGCCGCCGCCGCCGCCGCCGCCGCCGCCAAAGGCCACAAGCCUCGUCGUCCUCGACCGCUACUGCGCGCGAGCGGCGAGAUCAAGGACCUGCACCUGUUCCCGACGUUGCCGCACGACACGCACCUGUUCAUCAACUUCCACCGCAUCCUGUUCUCGCACACGGCGGCGUCGGGCCUGACCCUCGGGUUUGAGAAGGCCAUCCUCGCCGGCCAGAGCCCGACCGUCCCGGGCAAAUGGGAGGACAUCGUGUCGCUGCGCAAGAGCGAGUUUCGCGUGCGGCCCGACUCGAGCAACAAGGGCUACCACCCGUUCGUCCUGUCGUUGUCGUCCGAGACGGCGCGCUUGCGGAUCCCGUUCCGCUACGUCUUCUCGCGCAUCGUCGACAACACGGCGAGCCUCGUCAAGGCGACCAAGCAGCUCGUGUACGAGCACGUCAAGGGCGGCACGCGCGUCGUCAUCGAGCCCGGUCCUGAGCAGGCCAAGCGCCUCCCGCAGAUCGAGCUGCGUGUCGGCCUCUUCGCCCUCGAGCUGCAGGACGACCCGUUCGAGACCAAGCUCAACAUCAUCUGGCGCGCCGGGUACGAGGAGCAGCUCGCCCGUAUCGAGCGCCGCAAGGCGUUCGACGACAAGGUCGACGCGAUCCGGCGCGCCGAGGCGGCGGGCAACAGCGGCGACGGCUCGCGUGCGACCGACGACGAGGGCGACGGCGACAGCGAGGACGACCAGUCGUUCGCCGCGAGCGCCAAGCCCAAGGUGAGCGCGCGCCACACGGUCGGCGUCGCCGAGGCCGAGCGGGCCCUGCGCAAGUACAACUCGUCGCACUGGGUCAAGCGCAUCCGGAACGCGUCGGCCGAGCAGGCGCGCCGCGAGGAGGCGCUCGCGCGUCGGCUGUACGGCGUCACCGACCGCAACGUGAUGGCCAACAAGCGCCUCCCGAUCGAGCUCCUGCCCGUCAGCAAGUCGGCGCCUCUCGCUCGCGGCACGUUCCACGACCUGUCGUUCGUCAUCUCCAAGCCGUCGUUCGCCGGUCCCGAGGGCGACGAGGGCCUCAAGACGUUCCUGCACGACGUCGGCAAGGGCCUGCCGCGCGACACCGUCUUCUCGCUCCUCGUCCCGGUCCACUUUUCGUGGACCAUGUCCGAGGCGCGGUUCCAGCUCCGCGACUAUCCGCUCCCCGUCCUGCACGUCCCGCGCAGCGGCCGGCCCGGGCAGCCGAGCUGGACGUGCGAGUCGGACCUCGUCGUCGGCGAGGAGGUCGGCGGGCUCGAGUCGGUGCGCCGGGUCCCGUGCGCCAUCAUCCCGCAGCACGUGUUCGAGGGCCAGGGCGCGCCGUACGCCAUCGUCGUCCCGCGCUCGGCCAUGCCGACCAAGACGUACGCGUCGCCCGUCAUCAAGAUCCGCUCGGCCGAACCUUUGCGGUUCGGCUGGGGCAACUCGAUGCAGCCCGCCAUCCAGGACGUCGCCCGAGUGUUCGACACGCUCAGCAAGGCGAGCCCGGACCCGUCGGACCGCAUCGGCUUCUGGGACAAGAUCCGCCUCCAGCUCCAUUGGCGCAUCCGCCUCGUCUGCCCCGGCCCAGUCGCGUCGGUCAUCUUCCACCUCAAGGGCUCGCGCGACCCGUACGCGCUCACGGGCUUCGGCGCCGGGUUCGCCAAGGCGUGGAAGGGCAACGUCGAGCUCCGCCUCGGGCACGACAACCCGGACCGCGAGUUCUUCCAGGUCUCGAGCGACAAGUACGUGCUCGGGAUCCCCAACCUGCGCGAGUACAUCGACUCGGCCGCGACGGGCAGCUUCUCGAGCGACUCGCUCGACUCGGACGUCGCCGACAGCGACGCCGACGACGCGCAGAGCGCCGACAGCGCCGCCGGCGGGUCGGCCUACGCCGCCUCGACGCUCGGCGACGGCGACGACGAUCUCGACGCCGCCACCGGGUACGACACGGCGACCGACACGUCGGGCGACGAGGACGACAUCGAGUACUGGCUCAAGGUGUGCGCCAAGUGCAUCAACGGCGUGCGGUGGGGCAUGGCCGUCCGCCUCGAGCACACCUGUCGAGACGGCGAGUGCGACAAGCCGGCGUGCCUCGGCCUCCCGACCUUCCACCGCCAGUGUCGCCGCUUCGACUUUAUCCCGCACUGGAAGGUCCACACCAAGACGUCGGCCGCGGUCGGGCCCCUCGGCGAGAUUGUCGACUCGUUCGCCGGGUUCCGCUCCGACUUUAUCCACUUCUCGAUCUCGCUCACGUCGCCCGCCAACCUGCGCCUUCCCGGUCGCGACCAAGAACCCGACGCCGCCGACGUCCAGUACUCGGGCAACGACGGCUACAACAGCUUCCACUUCUCGCCGCACGCCAUGACGCACUUUCACCGGUGGUGGAAGCUGUUCGACGGCUGCAUGUCGCUCCCCGUGCGCCAAGGUCGCCUCUUCCCGUCGGUCCAGGCGCCGUCGCCCAAGUUUGGCCGCCACACGGCGACGAUCAAGUACCGGUUCUCGCUCGCGCCUCUCUUCAUCUCGCACACGUACCGCCAAGAGACCUGGGCCGAGUGGGAGCGCGGCGAGACGACCGUCCUCGGCAUGAAGGGCAAGAUCGGCCGGUUCAACGUCGACCUGCACCAGCGCACCCAGGAGAUGGUCAUCCGCCGCCCCGAGAUGUCCGAGUCCAAGACGGUCAAGCACAAGGCGUUCUACAUGGCCGAGAUCGACCUCGACGGGCUCGACCUGCGCACGAUCACGGCCAUCUUCUCCGAGCCGCUCAAGGCCGACGUCGCGCCCGCCGACGCCAACGCCGACGACGAGGCGUCGACCCCGAUCCCGGCGGCCAACGACGACGACUACACGGUGCGCCCCGAGGACCGCGAGUGGGUCAACCUCAACGACUUUCACGACUCGAUGUACACGAUGCCGGUCGACGACGGCCACGGCGAGCCUCGGCUCCGCAUCUUGCCGUUCAUGGUCUGCCCGCGCUUCACGUACUACCGGCACAAGGACUCGGCGCCGACCAAGGACGGCGACGACGACGAGUCGGGCGACGGCCUCGAGGCGUCGACGCCGCCCGAGAAGCCCAAGACCAAGUUCGGCAACGAGUUCUCGCACACGUGCCUCAUGGGUCGCGCAACAGACACCGUCUCGGUCCACAUCGAGGAGGCCGAGGAGCGCCUGCGAGAGCUCAAGACUCAGCUCGCGGCGUCCAAGAGCGCGACCGUCAUCGGCGAGAUCGAGCUCCGCAUCAAGGCGGUCCAGUCGGUCAUCGAGCGCCUGAGCCAGAUUCGCGACGAGGCGCAGCCCUCCUCGGCCCCCUAUCACGACGCGCACGUCGAGGCCAACCACCGCGAGCAGCAGGACGGGCAGCAGGACCCGCACCCGCACCAGUACCAGUACCAGCACCGCCCGCCGCCGACGCCGUCGAGCGGCGUGCACGAGGACUCGUGCGACACGGCCGCCUUCCCGCACCUGACCAACACGCUCUACGAGGAGUGGGGCCAGUGGGAGAACCGCUACAUGGUCCACUCGCCGACGGUCCAGGUGUCGAACGCGACGCGCGAGGUCCUCCUCAAGUACUACUACUCGCACCGCGACCGCAAGGGCUUCCUGUACCACGCGUCGGCCAACGUCCUGCGGUUCAUCCGCGACCUCGCCAAGCAGCAUGAGCGCAAGACGAAGCGCGACAACAUGUCGCGCCGCAAGUCGACGCGCACGGGCACGCCCGGCGGGUCCAUGUCGGCCAAGCGCACCGGGCCCUUUCACGACUCGGACGAGACCAACCGCCUCCUCGACGACCUCAUCAAGAAGGGCAGCUCGUGGGCCGUCAACGAGGAGGACGAGGCCGACGACGGGCGCCACCGGUUCGGCGACCACCUCGACGUCGACCCGUACGCCGCCGCCGAGGCGCUCCCCGAGGCGUACGACGCCACCUCGGGCCACCUGUGCGUGUUCACCAAGCCCCAAGUGUCGCUCCAGAGCGACGUCGACGACAAGUCGACCCUCGUCAUCGCCGCCUUUCGCGCCCAGGUCAAGGUGUUUGAGAUCAUCGACACGCGCAUCGUCGACGACCCGGUCAACGCCGAGGUGCUCAACCAGACGUUCGCCCGCCUCGACGGCCUGCAGGUGUUCUACCCUCGGCAGCACGUCGCGCGAGCCGAGCGCCGCUUCGCCCAGUCGUUCGUCCCGCUCGAGACGCUCGUCGACCUGCGCGUCGAGCCGUGGGGGUUCGACCGCGUCGUGUCGCGCACGUCGGCCGCCAUGCGCUACGACAAGUUCAACCAGCUGCGCCUCAGCUCGAAGCGCGAGCACGGCAGCCUCGCGUCGAGCUCGCCUCGCGAGAGCCACUUUCACACGUCGACCGACCGCCUGUCGUUCGAGGCCGACAAGUUCUCGCUGUCGGCCAACCCGGAGCACUUUGCGGCCAUCUACAACGUCGUCACCGACCUGAUCCUGUACAGCGACCCGCUGCGCAAGUCGCGCAACUCAAAGGUCGAGUCGCUCGUCUUCACGCGCGACUUCUCCAACCUCGACGCCGUCAUGGACACGGUCGGGCAGCUGCAGCAGCACAUCCGCCGCCUCAUCGGCGCCGCGCACGAGUUCCAGGUCCACCUCGACGAGCUCGACGACGCCGGCCGCGUCCAGCUCUUCCUCGAGCGGGCCGAGGCGUUCCGGCUCGCGAGCGAGCUCAGCCUCGUCGUCGAGGCCUUCACGCGCGCCCAGGACUCGAACGGCGCCAAGUCGUCGUCGAGCAAGAGCGUCGGCCUCCAGCUCGAGGCGCGCGCCGCCGAGCUCACGUGGCACAUGCUUGACCAGGCCGACAUCCCGUUCGCCAAGUUCUCGGUCAUCGGCGCCGAGUACUCGUGGGUCUCGAAGCAGGACGGCUCGGCGUCGAACCGCAUGGUCAUCAAGGACCUGAGGGCGCUCAACAGCAGCCCCGAGCAGAUCUUUGCCGAGAUCAUCGCCAAGGCCGACACGGGCGACGCGUCCAACAACCGCCUCGCCCAGAUGGACGUCUUCUGCGCCGUCCUGUGGAACUCGCUCGCACCUGUCGGCGGCAUCUCGAUCAUCGAGCGCUUCGAGCUCCACCUGCACCCGGUCCGCCUCCAACUCGAGCACGCCGUCGGUCGCCGCAUCCUCGACUACGUCUUCUCGACCGACCGAUACAACAAGGCCGACGACGUCGACGGCGACGCUCACGGCGACGGUCGUCGGCGGGACAAGGCGUCGCCCGACGUCAGCAGGUCCUCGUCGUCGCUCAACGUCCCGGGCCUGAACGCGCAGGCCAAACGCUCGGUCGACUCGUUCACGGCGCCGCGCAAAAGCUACGCGAGUAGCACGAGCCUCGGCGCCACGAGCAGCACCGGCAGCGACCGCGCCCUCGCGUCGUCGAGCGCGUCGAUCCGCAGCGCCGAGCACCGCCUGCGCAAAGCCGUCUCGGCCGACAUGCUCGUGUCGGACGCUCGCGAGGAGGGUCUCGACGCCGACGAGAUGCGCCGGCGCGCCGCCUCGAACCACACGUUCAUCUUUGUCGAGAUCUCGUCGACCCUGCUCUGCCUCACGUAUCGGAGCGAGAAGGAGGACAAGUCGAGCCUGCCCAACAUCUACAACAUCACCUACAAGACGCCCUUGAUCCAGUACCGGUCCAAGACGUGGUCGUUCCUCGACCUCCUCGACCAGCUCAAGCGCGACAUGAUCCGCUCGGUGUGGCAGCAAAAAGGCCAGCUCCUCGGCCAGCUCCUAUCCAAGACGCACCGCCGCCUGCCCAUGGCCGACGCUCGGUCCGCCGCCAAGCAGGCCGUCACGGCGUCGGUGCGCAAGCGCAUGAAGUUUGUCAAGUCACGCACCCAGCACUUUGGGAGCGUCGAUGCGGCGAACGCCAACCCGGCCGGGCCGCCUCCUCUCCCCGAGGCGGUCAGGCCCGUGGAGGCGCCCGCCCAGGACCGCGACGACGAGCUCGAGCGCCCGCCUCGUCCUGCUGCGACCCCGUACAACGCCAUCCCUCGCUCGACCUCGUUCGACCCGUUCGACGGCGAGCUGCACGACCUCCCGAUGAACGGCGAGUUCGCGCGCACGCCAGGAGGCGAGCACCUCCCUUUCGACCUCGGCGUCGUCGGGCUCAUCUACCCAGAGCGGGAGGACCGCGAGGGGUCGUACCCGCGAGGCGCCUCGCGCGGGUCGAAGGAGACGACGUCGAGCGAGGCGGCAGAGUCGACCGGGAGCCGGUCUCUCGGGCUCGCUCGAGGCGCUCUCACGGAGGAGCCGGAGGACAUGGGCGCUGCCAACGAGGCGCAGCGUCUUGCGCCGAGUGCGCGAGACGGCCGACUGCCGGGCUCGGUGGACCAGCCCUCCUCGCCUCAUGGUCGACCGUCCUACGACUCGCGUUCGAGCACGACCCGUCCGUCGUCGACCUCGACCCCCUCGACCUCGUCCUACUCGGAGCGAGAGCUGUCGUUCGUCGCCGACAUCGACUCGACGUUCGCCUCGAUGGGCUCGCUAUCCAUCACUCUUCCGGGCAAGGACUCGAACGCGUUCGGCCGGCACCGGCCGAUGUCGUUGUUGUAA